AUGCCGUCUCGACAUCGCAAGACGAAGAAGCAUAGUGAAAAGAAUGCUGGCGCAACCUUGUGCCCCUGGCUUCCGCUGAUGCUAGCCUCGGCUAUGUGCUUCAGUCCGUUGAAUAUGUCUGACAAACCAAAGAAUAAGCAAAAGAUCAAGAACAGGUCCAAGCAGGACUUGCCGAUCACUGGGGAGAGCGGACAUGAGGCAGUACCCGGGCAGGUUCAACCUGAAAGCGAACCUGCUGAGCAGACCUUCUUCCAACCAGAUGUUCCUUUGCCAGACAAGAGCGUAGACAAAACUGUGAUGCGCAUUGAAGCGAAGUUCAAGCAAUCCUCUGCUGGUGUAUCCUUGGCCGAUUUUCAUCAUGAUCGUCCUGCUGGAAGGUGCAAGUGCGUUGGACAUUUUGCGCAAGUUCAGCAAUACAUCCGAGAUUUCUUGGCUUUCGACGCAAGCAGCAACGGAGGUGCAAGCAGUGAAUGGACCAGGCUUCUUGCAGCGGCUUACCCUGGUUUGAGCCAAUGCACUUUGGAGAGCAUGCUUUUCUGGAUUGUGGAAAGGGCCAUUACUGCCAUGGAGGAAGGCUCUGCCCACUUGGACUUUGUGGAGUAUGCUUGCGGCCGUGGAAACCUUUCCAAAGCUUUGCUUCGCAAGAACUUCGCUGGUGUUGGGCUGGACAUUUUGUGGAGUGCCUGCCACGACUGCUUACAACCGGCAGGUUUGCUGUUGUGGCUGGAAUGCCUCCAGGCUUUACGGCCGAAUUCUUUGGUGUGGUUUGGCACCAAGUGCAGUUCUUGGGUGAGCCUCUGUGUCAGUUGUUCCCGCCGAUCGGCAGAGAACAUGUAUCAUGGAGACUGUGAUCGGCCCUUUGUCGUUGAAGGCAACCGACUGAUGAUGGUCACAAGCCUACUCUACUUCCUGGCGUCAUGUUUGGGCCACUUCACAACACUGGAGCAACCUCAGUCCAGCACGAUGGUCAAAAACCCAUGGCUCCAGAAUGUGUUGGUGUGGGUACAAGCCCAAAAAUUCACCACGUACAUGGGAGCUUUUGGAGCAAGUACUUGCAAACCGGUUCAGUUGUGGAGCACCAGGAGCUUGGAUGCCCUACUAAGGGACAAACCUUCCAACUCAGAUGAGUCCCUUGCAUCCAGGGAUGAGAAUGGCGGCUAUAGUGGGGUGCAACCAGCUUUGCAGGAGUCCGAGGUUUACCCAGAGCUCUUUGGCGUAGCUGUUUCUAAUUGUUUUGUGCAGAAGCGCGCGUAAGCGAUGCGUGCAUUGAAAUUCAAAAGCUGCGAGUGCAGCAGAAGGAUUGUUCAGUCCCUGCUGUGUCAUUGUAGCAAAAAUUCAAUUUGGCAACUCUGAGAUGACCAGGCGUUUUGGUGCAAAA
Messenger RNA from Cladocopium goreaui, 1378 nucleotides. The record is from the annotation of a GenBank genome assembly. NCBI's taxonomy places the organism in Eukaryota, Dinophyceae, Suessiales, Symbiodiniaceae.